Molecule: messenger RNA, 1607 nt
Organism: Hemibagrus wyckioides
Lineage: Eukaryota; Metazoa; Chordata; Actinopteri; Siluriformes; Bagridae
Gene: dbx2
Product: developing brain homeobox 2
Exons: 4
Coding region: 157-915 (252 amino acids)
Biological process (GO): regulation of transcription by RNA polymerase II
Molecular function (GO): DNA binding; DNA-binding transcription factor activity, RNA polymerase II-specific
Source: RefSeq, a predicted model, not a curated record
AAGAGGGAAAGGAGUUAUUGUUUUCCUUCUGCCUUUUAAUGAAGUUUACCCUGUUGGUCUUUCAGGAAAAUGUUAGUAGUUGGGACAAACUUUGCAAAGAGCUCUGGAUCCGACUCAGAAGGAGCAAAUUCAUGAUAAAGGGCGAAUCGGAGAGAAAUGGCUGAAUCUCCAUCACGACAUCUUGGAUUUGGUAAUUCUGGGAAGAGUUUCCUUAUUGAUAAUUUGCUUCGUCCUGACAAUAAAUCACCCGCUGUCCAGGUUAUACCUGCUGCCAGCCAGAAAAGAUGCCUUUCUACGCUGGUGUGUGGGCCACUGGGACCAGCUCCUAAAAGUUCCUGGGUGCCUUCACAUGCUCAGCCGAGUAACAGUCCCCAAGAGAUGGAGAGAGAGACACGCAAGACACAUUCAGUGUUGAGUGGUGUGUUGUUGUGUGGGUCUCCUCUCGUUCACCCGUGUUAUGGCAGCUCCAGUCCACUGACAUGCUCUCCUCCUCUUCUCUGCAAAGGGACAAGUCCCGCAGUAUGGAGUUCAGGCCCAUGCCCUAAACAACACAGAGGAAUCCUGAGGAGAGCCGUGUUCUCUGAACAGCAGAGGAGAGAACUUGAGAAAACGUUCCGCAGACAGAAAUACAUCAGCAAGACAGAUCGCAACCGACUGGCCACAGAACUCUGUCUGAAGGAAACACAGGUAAAGAUCUGGUUCCAGAACCGCAGAAUGAAAUGGAGGAACUCGAAAGAGAGAGAAAGCCUGAGCUCAAGACCACCUAUGGAAGAGCUCCUGUUUAGGAGCAUCCCAGAAAAUGGAGAACCGGCGCUUACACAAACAUUCCCCAGAGGAGGGCGCCACACAUCGAAAACAGCUGCUGACAAACACUUGAAAGCUCACACACAUCUGGCUGCUAAUGUUCAGAGAUAAAUGUUGCACACUUCAGUCAAAUGUUUGUUUACAAAGAAGAAGUGUUCCACCAGAGACACCUAAAUCAUUUUAUCGCUAUUGUUUUUAUUUUUCUUAUUAAGUCUCAGAUCCUAAUGGGAACCUUAAGGAAAUGAAGAACACAGAUGUAAGCGUCUGAGCUAGUCUGACUGCAGUAAUAUGCCACAAAUACCUUAUAUUAUCGAUCAAGGUAAAGAUUGUGCGCAUUAAAAUAAAUUUUAGUGUGUUUAACCUCUCAACCGAAUUAUUUUUCAGUAAUUUAUCUAGAAAAGAAUCCAACAUGUUAUUCAGAGUGAAUUAUUCAGUAGCUAAAGUGAAACUAACAAGUUCCAAAAGUGUAAGUGUAAUCCGAACAUAAAAAAUCAGAACAAAAAAAUCUGAAAUACUGAAUACUUGUGCAUUAUAACAUUAAACUUUGAAAUUUGGUAAUUUGUAAAUAUGCGUUUUUAUUAUUUUCCAGAAGGUGCUCCAACAGCCAAAGCUGACCUAAUUUCUGUUUUUUUGUUUUAUGCCACUGUAUAAAUUUCUUAAAUAUUAUUUGCAAACUAAUUCAAUGUACUUUCAGUGUUUUUUAACUGCAAAUAAAAUUUCAUUUAUUUUUAAAUUUGUGAUUAGUAAAAAUGCUAAUCUGCUCACAGUGCUUUGAUACAAAAAAAACAAGAAUUUAAGCUAGC